Capronia coronata CBS 617.96 is the source of this 810-nucleotide messenger RNA. RefSeq lists its product as uncharacterized. The transcript has a single exon. The coding region runs from base 1 to 810 and encodes 269 amino acids. NCBI's taxonomy places the organism in Eukaryota, Fungi, Ascomycota, Eurotiomycetes, Chaetothyriales, Herpotrichiellaceae. The record is from RefSeq and is a predicted model, not a curated record.
AUGACAGACGUUACGGAGAUGACCAUGACAGCGACGACCGUAGUCGUCGACAGGAACAUGAACCACCUCGCCACCAGCAAUCUCAGUCGUAUGGCCACCAUGGACGUGACGAAGAGCGGUCCUCCGGCCACGAAGGUCGUCGACAUGAAACCGAGUCAUCGGGAUACGGCGGAGAUGAAGGCUUCGGUCGACACGAGCGUCGUGAAGAACAUGGUAGACGAGAGGAGAAUGAGUACGGGGCCCCUGGUGGGUACGGCCGCCAAGAUGAACCCAGCUUUGGAACGGGUGAGUACGGCCGUCGGCAAGAACCAAGCUAUGACUCUGCUGGCUACGGUGGACGAACAGAAGAGCCUGGGUUUGUCCCCGGCGGUUUCCCUAGUCGUCAAGAUGAACCUGCCUUUGGCGAACGGGAAUCUGGCGGGCGUCGAGAGGAAUCUGGGUUCGUCCCUGGCGGAUUUCCUGGACGUCAAGAGGAACCCAACUUUGGCGGCGGAGGAUUCGGCGGGCGUCAAGAAGAGCCUGGACACGUCCCUGGUGGUUUCGGCGGUGGCCGAGAUGAGUUCGACUCCGGCCGUGAUAACUACGGGGCUCAACAAGGCUAUGGAAGACCUGCUGGUGACGAGUAUGAACGCCCUCAAGGCCGAGGUGACCACGGAGGCGGGUAUGGCGAAGGUGAUGACUACGAGAGACCGCGUCAACAUCGACGACAUGGUCAUGAUGAUGAGGGCGAGAAUGAGGGCUACGGCGGCGGUGGCGGGUAUUCUCAAUACUGAGCUGGAGUUGCCGGGAGGCCUGAGGCAGCUGACCUAA